Molecule: messenger RNA, 3367 nt
Organism: Columba livia (rock pigeon)
Lineage: Eukaryota; Metazoa; Chordata; Aves; Columbiformes; Columbidae
Product: putative lysosomal acid lipase/cholesteryl ester hydrolase
Exons: 9
Coding region: 124-1320 (398 amino acids)
Molecular function (GO): hydrolase activity, acting on ester bonds
Source: RefSeq, a predicted model, not a curated record
UGUCACGCGGUCCCGUGCCGGUCGCCUCGCUCGGCGGAGGCGGCACAUAAGCCCCGGCGGGGCCCGCUGGAGCUGCCGGGUUCUGCUUCGGCGCGGCCUCCGGCUCUUUCCCGCAGGGCCAGCAUGCGGGGCCUGGUGGUCGCCGCUUUUCUGCUGCAGAGCAUCGCCGGUUCAGGCGCUCUCGCCACCGGCAGGAGAAAUGUGGACCCCGAAACGAACAUGAACAUCAGCCAAAUUAUUACCUUCCGGGGAUACCCUAGUGAAGAGUAUGAAGUGACAACAGAAGAUGGUUAUAUCCUUUCCAUUAACAGAAUUCCUUAUGGAAGAAAAGGCCGUGAGAGCAGCAAAGGUCCAAGGCCUGCUGUGUUUCUACAGCAUGGUUUGCUUGCAGAUGCCAGCAACUGGAUCGCAAACUUUGAAUACAACAGCCUUGGCUUUAUGCUGGCAGAUGCUGGCUAUGAUGUGUGGCUGGGCAACAGCAGAGGGAACACUUGGUCCAGGAAACAUACACACUUCACAGUGAAGCAAGAAGAAUUCUGGGUUUUCAGCUUUGAUGAAAUGGCUAAGUAUGACAUUCCAGCCUCCGUGGACUUUAUUUUGAAGAAGACGGGUCAGCAACAAGUAUUUUACGUUGGCCAUUCACAGGGCACCACAAUGGCUUUCAUUGCUUUUUCAACUUUGCCACAGCUGGCUAAGAAAAUCAAAAUGUUCUUUGCCUUGGCACCAGUAGCUACAGUCAAGUUUGCCACUAGUCCCCUGGCAAAAUUGAGAGUGUUUCCAGACCUCGCAUUCAAGAAAAUAUUUGGAAAUAAACAAUUCCUCCCUCAGAAUUUUGUGCUCAACUGGCUUGCUACCCAUGUUUGCACCCACAGAAUACUUGAUGAUCUUUGUGGCAACUUAUUCUUUCUUCUGUGUGGUUUUAACGAGAGAAACUUGAAUAUGAGCCGAGUGGAUGUAUAUUCAACACACUGCCCUGCGGGGACGUCUGUGCAAAACAUGAUCCACUGGAGUCAGGCUUUGAAGACUGGAGAAUUCCAGGCUUAUGACUGGGGAAGCAAGGCUGCAAAUAUGGCUCAUUACAACCAGUCUACUCCCCCUUUCUACAAAAUAAAGGAGAUGACUGUGCCGACCGCGGUGUGGACUGGUGGACAUGACUGGCUGGCAGACUCAAAGGAUGCUGCGAUGCUGCUCACUCAGAUCACAGACUUGGUUUACCACAAAAACAUUCCAGAAUGGGAACAUUUGGAUUUCAUCUACGGCAUUGAUGCACCUUACCGCUUGUAUAAUGAAAUAAUUAACAUGAUGGGGAAGUAUCUCUGAACCAGCAUGGUAUUUCACAGUAUUAAUUCACCUGGAAAUCAUAUGCUUUUCUGGCAAUAAUGUCACAUUACUUUUUUAUGAUGCAUUUUAAAAAUGCCAUCAAUGACUACUGAAUUGGAUUCACAUGUAGUUUGUUUAUUUUUUUUUUCAGUAUUAUUUCUCUCUCCCGCAGAAAUCCUCGUAGUAUCUGGCUGAUUUUGCACACAGUGGCAUGGUACUUGAAAAACAACAGUGUGACUUUGUGCAAAAGGAGUCUAUCGUGUGCAUAUAAAUUUAGUGAAGUGUCUGAAAGACACAUCAGUCCACUGAGCACCUGAGGUGCUUGAUGAUUAAAACCAUAAGUAUUUCACUGUGGAUACAACAGUGCCAUUUCUCAGUACGUUGCCAUUUCUGAGUACCUUUCAGAAGUACUCCCUGUACUGCAGUGACCCGUUGGGUACUGGUACCUUAAAAAGCACUUGGUGACUUUUUCUGCGUUAUUAUUUUAGCUAUCGCACACAAACUAGCUACUUUGGGUGACUUUCUUUCUCAAUAUUGCCUGAAAGAACCGCCAUGAGCCAGAGAAGAUCACCACUGUCAUCUGAAAUCUCCUCUUUUGAGACUGAUGCAUUGCUGCAUUUUUCUUGAUUUAAUGGUGUUCCUGAAGCCUUUCAUGUUUCACCUACCAGCUAUGGAUAAGGAUCAUUAUUUGUCCUUGCAGACUCCUGGAAGUAGAGAAAUGGUUAAAAGAAAUACCAUUAGGUAAUGGUUUUCAUGCAGAAUGAUGUAACAUACUUGUGUUUUGUUCUCUUUGCACUGACCACUAGAAAACAAGCUCCACCAGUGUACUACUGGUGAGGGAAGAACCAAAGCAUUAAUUCUAUAGCUUGAGUGACUUAAUUAAUGUGGAUUUUUCCCCUUAAUCAUCACUUCAGAAGAGCAAGAAGCUUGGUGUAAUAAGAAUGAGCAGUGAUGCAUAAUCUGUUUUUCAAAGCAGAUCUUAAUUAGUGCCUGUUCCACAGACUUCAUUUUAUGAUGGGUGUUUAUAGAUGAUGUUGAAGGAUGGUUGAAUAUCAGCUUGGAUAAUACACAAGUGUCUUAGUGUAAGAGAGUGCAUCAGACACCUUCUGCUAACUUAGUCUCAGCCUUUAGUAAUGUGAUCAAACUGUGCUGGAAAGCCAUGAGAAAGUAGUCAUACUCUGCUCAAUGCAGAGCAUUUUUUCACUGUUUAGUGAUUCUGUAACUAGUGAUAACACUGACAAAAAUUUACACAUCAAUUCAACCAACAUACAAGUGCCUCAGCACAGGAAGUGGUGGUAAAACAGAACUCCUACUCCCUUGGACCCUGUAAAAGAAACAGUUUUGUCAGAUCGGUAGCAAAAUAAACCAGUUUUCUGUAAAUUACUCUUUAUGGUGAAUGUGCUGUGCAAAUUAAAAAAAAAAAAAAAAGGAAACACGCUACUUUAAUAUCAAGAGAAGUUAUAAAUUAUUUUAGUCUGUAAGAUAUAUGAGGGAGACCUUGGAGGUUGAAUAGGUUUCCUGCUCUAUAAUAAAAUGUGGUUCUUGGUGGAAGAUUUUCCUACAAUUGUAGAAUUUAUAAUGUCUUUUCCAUUUCUUUGAUGUCUUAUAAAAUACAGAUUCCUGCUGUAGCAUUGCCCAUCAUGAGAAUGCUAACAAUGGCCUCUUCAGUAGCUUGCUUUCAAAUAACUAUAGGAACAAAAUCACUGAAAUCAUCAAUGAAGUAAAAAAUCAUGAAUGUUGGAUGGACAGUAGCCACACCUGUAAUUGUCUAAGUCUUAUUUUCUGAGGAUACUGAGCUGAAAAGUGUCUGUAUUGUAUUCUGACUCCUCCAGAAAUGAUGUAUGUGUGUAGUUGUAGAAGAUGCAAAUAAAUUUCUCACUACUGAAUUGCAAUUUCUGAACGAAAGAAUUUUAGGGUCUUUUCCUGAUGGUUAUUGUCUUGAAUUCUGAUCCUUAUAAAGUGAAGCUUGAGAAUUAAAAAUUUAAUCUGCUGUCGGCUUUCCAUCUGCAGCCAUUGUUACGAAUUCAUUAAAAAGACCCCUGAUUAA